AUGGAAAUCUUGCCUCCGUCAGAUGACCCGCCGAUCGACCCGAGCGAGUACCCUGUGGUUCCAACCCGAACGCCGCUCGCAACCCUGGAAUCCAUGCGUACGUUAUGCGUUCGUGGUGAUAUCCAACAAUUUCGGGAGAAUCUUGACGCAAUAAGCUCCUCGCCGGGGGAUUUUGAUAUAUGCGAUUUUUAUACGGUCAUGCUUCUUGACCGCGGGUUGCCCAUGGACCCGAUCUAUGCCUCGCAAGCAGUACGAGACAAGGCAAAAGAUGCCUUGACUGUUUUCAUCCAGAGAGGAUGGGACAUUAAUCAACCGAUGAGCGAGCUUAAGCCUCCUGUGCUAGGUAAUGCCAUUAACGAUGAGAUGACAGCUUGGCUCCUCGAUCAUGGUGCUGAUCCUAAUCGAAGAUGUUUUAUUGAUCUUACUCCGCUCUCCUUUGCUGUCGAAUGCGCCACUGUUCCCAUAAUUGACCUAAUGUUUUGCCAUGGCGGAGACGCUCAAAAAGGCCAGCUCCUCCAUCACGCACUCGAACGGCAACCGGAUACCAUCGAAGUCUUGAAGAUUCUGAUGAGAAAGGGCGCACCCAUUAACUCUUGCGCGCACGAAGAUUAUCCCUCCUGGGCACUAUUCCACUUCAUGGGCCUUGGCACAGCUCUACACAAAGCAGCUGAACUGGGUAAGGUGGAUGUAGUCCGCUACCUGCUCAGCGAAGGCACUGACCAGAGUAUCCGAGACGCAAAUGAUCGUACCGCCUUGGACUGCGCGCGAAAGGCAAACCAGUGGCAAGUCAUCGAGGUUCUAGAGAAGGGGAGCUAGCUUGUUUCUUCAGUGCUGGGAGGCGUCCUUCAUGAACCUGUUUUCAGUUGCGUAAAUUCAAAUUCUCAAGAACAAGUUGUGGACAGAAAUUCCACCAGUGGUACCACUCAUUUGUGAGGCUUAAUGGAGACCUGGCUAGCGGCA
Messenger RNA from Aspergillus steynii IBT 23096, 960 nucleotides. RefSeq names its product ankyrin repeat domain-containing protein. Gene Ontology annotation, molecular function: protein binding. Lineage: Eukaryota; Fungi; Ascomycota; Eurotiomycetes; Eurotiales; Aspergillaceae. The record is from RefSeq and is a predicted model, not a curated record. The coding region runs from base 1 to 816 and encodes 271 amino acids. The transcript has 3 exons.